This is a messenger RNA of Egretta garzetta (little egret), 3116 nucleotides long. It is a transcript of the gene WDR24, whose product is annotated as WD repeat domain 24. NCBI's taxonomy places the organism in Eukaryota, Metazoa, Chordata, Aves, Pelecaniformes, Ardeidae. Gene Ontology annotation, biological process: positive regulation of TOR signaling. The record is from RefSeq and is a predicted model, not a curated record. Gene Ontology annotation, molecular function: protein binding. Bases 603 to 2972 code for a protein of 789 amino acids. The transcript is spliced from 10 exons.
GGGAAGGGUGUAGGAGCAGGAGGGCCUGGCUCAUGGGGGAGCCAGUCUGCGGGUGCUCCCAGAGGCCCUGAAACCAGCAGGCAGCCUUGCUGGCCCCAGGGUAGCUGCCAGGCCCUGGCACCCUGACCUGGGACAGGGAUGGGAAGAGCUGCCCCUCUGCUAGAGGAGCAGAGCGAACCCCUGCCUGUGGUGCUUGCAGGGGUUUGGGGUGCAGGGAGUGCCCCAUGGAGAUGACUGCAGCCUCGUUUCACCCAACCUCUUGCUGGAGAUGUUGCUCACCGCAGUCCACAUCGCUGUAGUCGACCUCCUGUAGCGUCACCACCAGCCACUCUCAUUGGCAGGGCAUCCUGGGGGGUUGAACAGAGGAGGGAACAAGAAACCCAGGAAAGGUUUUCAAGAACUCCCUGAGAGGGAGUUACAGAGGGCAGCAGCAGGAGGAAAAGCCUGGCGUGGGGCUGUAUCUCUCUCCCCGAAGGUAGCAACCGGGCUGUAGCCUCUCACCUCCACGGCCCGUUGAUGUGGCCACAAAAAGCUGCGGUCAAAGCCACCUGGGCCUGCCAGGAGCCUACUCCUGGAGAGGGGAGUGUGCCCCAAGGACGGCCAUGGAGAAAAUGGCCUGGGCCACCACCGCCCUGGGGGGCAACGCCCUCACGGGACGGACCAUGUUCUGCCACCUGGAUGCCCCCGCCAAUGCCAUCAGCGUGUGCCGCGAUGCCGCCCAGGUGGUGGUGGCUGGCCGCAACAUCUUCAAGAUCUACUCCAUUGAGGAGGACCAGUUUGUAGAGAAGCUGAACCUCCGUGUCGGCCGCAAACCCUCCUUGAACUUCAGCUGCGCGGAUGUGGUUUGGCAUCAGAUGGACGAGAACCUGCUGGCCACCGCCGCCACCAACGGUGUGGUCGUCACCUGGAACCUGGGCAAGCCAUCCCGCAACAAGCAGGACCAGCUCUUCACUGAGCACAAGCGCACCGUCAACAAGGUUUGCUUCCACCCCACCGAGGUCUACAUGCUCCUCAGCGGCUCCCAGGACGGCUACAUGAAAUGCUUCGACCUGCGCAAGAAGGACUCUGUCAGCACCUUCUCUGGCCAGUCGGAGAGCGUGCGUGACGUCCAGUUCAGCAUCCGGGACUACUUCACCUUCGCCGCCACCUUUGAGAACGGGAAUGUGCAGCUGUGGGACAUCCGCCGGCCAGACCGCUACGAGAGGAUGUUCACGGCCCACAACGGGCCUGUCUUCUGCUGCGACUGGCACCCAGAGGACAGGGGCUGGCUGGCAACAGGUGGCCGGGAUAAGAUGGUGAAGGUGUGGGACAUGAACACCACGCGGGCGAAGGAGAUUUACUGCGUGCAGACCAUCGCCUCUGUGGCCCGGGUGAAGUGGCGCCCGGAGUGCAAGCACCACAUUGCCACCUGCUCCAUGAUGGUGGACCACAACAUCUACGUCUGGGACGUGCGGCGUCCCUUCAUCCCCUCCGCCAUGUUUGAGGAGCACAAGGAUGUCACCACAGGCAUCGUGUGGCGUCACCUCCACGACCCCUAUUUCCUCCUGUCGGGCUCCAAGGACAGCACCCUCUACCAGCACAUCUUCAAGGACGCCAGCCAGCCCAUUGACCGGGCCAACCCUGAGGGGCUGUGCUACAGCCUCUACGGAGACCUGGCCUUUGCUGCCAAGGAGAGCCUCAUCUCCUCUGACUCCAACCGCAAGCCCUACAUCGGCGACCGGCGUCACCCCAUCUUCUUCAAGCGCAAGCUGGACCCCACAGAGCAGUUUGAGUACAUCUCCUCAUCCAGCACCCUCAGCGUCUUCGAGACGGACGUGGAGAGCGGCAGCAUGGACUGGUUUGUGCACACCGCCAAGCAGUAUGCGCUGGCCGGCAGGCCCCUGGCCGAGCUCUGCGACCACAACGCCAAGGUGGCCAAGGGCUUGGACCGCAACCAGGUGGCUCAAACGUGGACGAUGCUGCGAAUUAUCUAUUCCAGUCUCGGCACCGUGUCGUCUGCCAACCUCAACCACAGCAUGGGGAAAGGCAGCACGGCCCUCCCACUCAUGAACAGUUUUAACCUGAAGGACAUCCCCUCUGGGCUGGGCAGCGAGUCAAGACUGGACCGCAGCAAAGGAGAAAGCCGCACGGAAAACAUCCUCAUGGAUUCCUCCUCCACCCUGAUCAACAACGAGGACAAUGAGGAGACGGAGGGCAGCGACGUCCCUGCGGACUACCUGCUGGGAGAUGUGGAAGCGGAUGAGGACGACCUGUACAUGAUGGACCAUGAGAACCCGCACGCUGAAGAGCAGGAAUACAGCCUUCCCCAGGAAGCCUUUCCCCUGCGCCACGAAAUAGUGGACAACCCGUCAGCCUUGGACCACCUGCAAGACAAGGCUGACUCCCCUCAUGUCAGCGGCAAUGAGGCCGAGACGGUGUCGCUGACACCCGUGGAGUCCUUCUCCCUCAUCUCCAUCUCCCACUCGCUCUACGAGAACCGCCUGCCCUCCGACUUCUUCAAUCCCAUCGUGCGGGACACGCUUCUCUUCUACGCCGAGCAGGGUGACGUGCAGACGGCCGUGUCCGUCCUCAUCGUGCUGGGGGACCGCAUCCGAAAGGAGAUCGACGAGCAGACCCAGGAGCACUGGUACACGUCCUACAUCGACCUGCUGCAGCGCUUCCAGCUCUGGAACAUCUCCAACGAGGUGAUCAAGCUGAGCACGUGCCGGGCUAUCAACUGCCUCAACCAGGCUUCCACCACCCUGCACGUCAACUGCAGCAACUGCAAACGGCCCAUGAGCAACAGGGGCUGGAUCUGCGACCGGUGUCGGCAGUGUGCCAGCAUGUGCGCCGUCUGUCACCACGUGGUGAAGGGGCUCUUCGUCUGGUGCCAGGGCUGCAGCCACGGUGGCCACCUCCAGCACAUCAUGAAGUGGCUGGAGNCCCCCCCCCCCGCCCCCGCCGCCUCGGGCCACCUCUGCGAGUACGCCUGAGCCCCUCGACGACUGGCGGAGCCGGCAGGGCGGACAGCCUGGGCCUCCUGCCUCGCCCCCUCCCUCCCUGUAUUUAUUUUGGGGUGAAGAGGGGCCCUGUGUGUGCCCCCUCGCCCCCUGCCCAGCCCUUUUUGUACUGGAUUA